CGAGGUGACUGGUUGUUCCCGGUCAGCACAUCUCCGGUGGAUCCCCUCUCGGUUAACGCCGUCGUCCGUCACUAUAAAUCAACCAUCUUUAGUCAUCACUGGCCUCCACCCCCUACACUCACUCUUCAUCAUCACACAGGAAAGAGUGCUACACAGAGAGUAAAAAGGUAGGAUUUCGAUUCCAAUUCGUGUUUCCUGCGCAAAAUCCUUCUCUUCCGGCGAUCAAAUCGAUCGGCGAAGCCAAAUGGGAAAGCCGUGCGGCCGCGAUUGGAUGCAGAUCUACUCGAUCUACGGCACCGACGAAUGGCAAACAGUAGCGUUCCUCAUCUUCCACUCAUUCCUCUUCGCCCUCCUCUCCCUCCUCCUCCUUAUCUACUUCAACCCGUUUCUCCUCUCCAUUCACUCCCUCCUCCCCUCCCUCCCUCUUCCUUUCCUCCGCUUCGCCGCCGGUUUCUCCGGCUCCGUCCUAUCCCUCUCCUCCCUCUGUCUCCUCUUCGCCGCCGCCAACGUCCUAUAUUCCUCCCUACCCCUGCGCUGGCUCAUGGCCCAACGCAUGCUCGCAGCCGUCCCCAACUGGUUCGCCGUCCGAACCGCCCUAGAUCUCGGCUGCGGUCGUGGCAUCCUCCUCAACGCCGUAGCCCUCCAGCUCAAGAAGGAAGGCAGCUCUGGCCGCGUCGUUGGUCUAGAUCGCGAUCGAGACACGGCCGUUUCCGCCCUCCUUCGCGCCGGCGCCGAGGGUGUUCAGGAAUACGUGACUUGCCGAGAGGGCGAUGCGCAUCGCCUUCCCUUUCCCGACGGGUACUUCGACGUCGUGGUCUCCGCCGUGUACCUCGGCCGCCAGGGCGAGUCAGCAGUGGAGAGGGGGAGGGGGAUCGGGGAAGUGGUCAGGGUUUUGAACCCCGGAGGGAUAGGUGUUUUAUGGGAUUUGGCUUGCGCGGCGGAGUUCGCACAGAGGCUGAAGGAUAUGAGGAUGGAGGAGGUUAGGGUUUCGGAGAGGGUAACUGCGUAUAUGGUUGGCAGCCAUAUCGUGUCGUUUCGGAAGCCGAUCACAGACUCCAUAGAAGAUUGGAGAGCUAACAUUUGCUGAAGAUUGGAGACCAUAACUGGUAUGUGAGUGUUUGAUACUGUCUCUUUCACACUCUUAAGUCCUAUCUUUUUCUACAUCAAUUUCUUGUUUCUUCGAUCUUACAGUUUGGUCUCCUGCCAUCAUUAACUGUGAUGGUGGGUUAGCUCUAUACUCUAUAGAAUAGCAGAGGCCCUCUCGAAGAGAGGUGGCUCUUAAAUUAAUUAGUUAUUUGCAGGUAUUUUGAGUCUUUACUGAGAGAUGAAACUUCCCUUGCUUUGUGUGUUUGGCGUUUGCUGAAGAAAUUUCUCUUCUUUAGCUAAAGUAUAGGUUGUUUCACAAAUGGAAGCUUUCUUUCAGUGUAAAUUUGUGUUUUUUAUGUGAGGAAUUAUGUGUAUGAAUGUUCUACACAGAUUAAGUACAAGCUUGGAUAUACAAUUUUGUUGA
Molecule: messenger RNA, 1510 nt
Organism: Dendrobium catenatum
Lineage: Eukaryota; Viridiplantae; Streptophyta; Magnoliopsida; Asparagales; Orchidaceae
Exons: 1
Coding region: 245-1087 (280 amino acids)
Molecular function (GO): S-adenosylmethionine-dependent methyltransferase activity
Source: RefSeq, a predicted model, not a curated record